CCACCGAGGCUGUUUGGAUCUUUCUGGGGGACGAUAGGCACACCAACGCUAUAAAAGAAGCUUCCCCCCUUCUCAUUUGGGGCCUGAGCAACCCGCAACCACCGCACCGCACGUUAGGUACCGAUCGAGAGGCAGGCAGGCAAGAACCGAGCAAUUCAGGGCAGCUAGCUGCCUGCCAAAGUGCCAAGUCUUGGUCUUCGUCUUCGUUCUGUGUAAAGACUCGGCGAUGGAGGGAUCGACGACGACGGAAGGCCAUGUGGUUGGGAUCCCGGUGAGCACCAGGGCGUAUGGCAUCGAGGAGCCCGACUUCCCGGCGGAGGAGACGCCCGACCGUGGAGAAUUCCCGAGCUCCUUCCAGUACAGCAGCCAUAGCCAUGAUGCUACCAGCUCAACGACGACAACGACCACCGAUCGGCCAACGAGCAAUCAACAACAACAAGCAGCCAGCAGGAAGGGAGACAGGAUCGCUCAGGGCAUCAAAGAACACGUGACCCUGGGGCCAAAGCUUUCGGAGACGGUGAAGGGGAAGCUGUCGCUGGCCACCAAGAUCCUGCAGGCCGGCGGCGUGGAGAAGAUGUUCCGGCAGUGGUUCUCGGUGGACAAGAACGAGAAGCUGCUGCGGGCGUCGCAGUGCUACCUGUCGACGACGGCGGGUCCCAUCGCCGGGAUGCUGUUCGUGUCCACGGCGCGGGUGGCGUUCCGCAGCGACCGGUCGCUGGCGGUGCCCACCCCGUGCGGCGACAGCGCCGGGCUGCGCGUGCCCUACAAGGUGACCAUCCCGCUGCGGAAGGUGAAGGCCGUGCGGCCCAGCGAGAACAAGCACCGGCCAGAGCAGAAGUACGUGCACCUCGCCACCAACGACGGCUUCGAGUUCUGGUUCAUGGGCUUCGUCACCUACAACAAGUCGCUGCACCACCUGGAGCGCGCCGUCGCCUACGCGCAGCAGGCGGCGCAAUGACGGCAGGCCCCUCGCCGGCCGGCGAUGGGGGUAGUAGUUUCUUCAUGUCAUCAUGUGAGCGCCGUGCGCGACUGCUGCGUGUGCUUGCUGGUUUGUGUACGUGUAGGGUGGGCUAGUUGGUUUCUGUUCUGGCUGUGUAUGUGUAGGCUGCAACAUGUCGUUGUACAUCUUGGGGGAUGGGUUUGCCGACUGACUAAUCGGCUGAUGAAGCAGGUUGGUUUUAGAGGCGAUCGAUCGGGGCAUGUGGUCUUUUUGGUGGGAUGGGGAAGAGGAAAAUUCAUGGAUUUGGAACAGAAAAUGGCUGUGUGGAAAUGGCAAAACCGCCAUCAAUAUCCAUUCUUUUCUGAAGAAAAAAAAAGAUGUGCCGAAAGGGUAUUCAGUAUUCACACCACAGGGCCUAUCCAAAUUAUUCUUCUUUCUUUUUGACAUAACAGGGUGUAGCUCCCACAUAGUGUUAACGCAACGAUUUUGCAAGUGUAAAUUGAUGUGCAGGAUGAUACAAGAUCGAAGUGUAGCUACGUUUUCUUA
Molecule: messenger RNA, 1486 nt
Organism: Sorghum bicolor (sorghum)
Lineage: Eukaryota; Viridiplantae; Streptophyta; Magnoliopsida; Poales; Poaceae
Product: GEM-like protein 7
Exons: 3
Coding region: 227-958 (243 amino acids)
Source: RefSeq, a predicted model, not a curated record